Protopolystoma xenopodis is the source of this 237-nucleotide messenger RNA. The record is from the annotation of a GenBank genome assembly. NCBI's taxonomy places the organism in Eukaryota, Metazoa, Platyhelminthes, Monogenea, Polystomatidea, Polystomatidae.
AUGCAUAAGAGCAGGGCUGAGUCACCGCAACGGCUGUCGGUGCAGCGACGGCGCUCGAGUGACUGGCACGACUGCGGAAGCGACGACCGUUCGGAGGUCGUUUCACGCGACAAAGACCAGUUUACGCGCGAAUUUCGUGCCGCCAAAGUCUUGUCUCGUUUGCGCAAUGCUUUACGCCACCAAGGCGACGUGUCUUGCGUUCGAGUCCCGCCAGAGGCGCAUAUUGGAUCGAGAUAA